GGACUCAGCGACCGUUUCCCUCCCGUUCUGUCGCCACCUCCCUUCCUAGAAGAAGUUCGUCAGUCCCUCUCCCUCCCUCCCUCCCCUCAAAAAGGGCCCCCGCGGUUCCACGCGCACAAGCUUCCCUUCCGUCCCCUCUGCUGCGCUGCGCUUGCGCCUCUCGCUCGUCUUUCUGGCUUCUUGCUCCUUUCGGUCCAGACUCCGGGGUGCCGCGCGCCCUUGUGUUCUGAACAUCCUCACCAACCUCCUCUCCUCCUGCGGCUGUAUCUUCUUCUCGUCGGUACCUGUGAAUCUGUAGCGCUACAGUUUUGCCUUGCAGAGUUUGUGUGCUAUUGUCGGACGGGAAGCUGUGACCUGUGAGCCUUGGAGAUGGCAAGCUUCAACGAAGAGAACAGAGCAGCUCCGCAGAGGGAGGAGGCAUCUUUCCAGGGCAAGUACGGCGGCAUUUCGCCCAAGAAGCCCCUCAUCAAUAAGGACCAUGAGCGCGCCUACUUCGACUCGGCAGAUUGGGUCCUCGGCAAGCAAGGCGCGAGCAGCAACAGCGCGAAGGUCCCAGCCGCGGAGACCCUCAAGCCCAAGCUCCAGCGGACGGCGUACCACCAGCUUCCGCCGCGAAGGCCCGCGUGCACGUCGGAGUAGCUCCUGCGUCGAUGAUGGGCGUCGCUGCUCGUGACGCGCAGGCGAGCGGUACUGUGGAUGUGAGUCGUUCACUAUACGGAGAGACAGAAAGAAUCCAUCGAGCUGGGGCGAUGGGAUUUGGUUGUAAAUACCGGGGUGCGUGGUUGUGCCACCAUUGUGGUGGAGUUGUGUGAAAUGAAAUGAAGUGACACUCGGCGUGUCAUCUUCGGUCUUCUUAGGUCA
Molecule: messenger RNA, 861 nt
Organism: Setaria italica (foxtail millet)
Lineage: Eukaryota; Viridiplantae; Streptophyta; Magnoliopsida; Poales; Poaceae
Exons: 6
Coding region: 370-639 (89 amino acids)
Source: RefSeq, a predicted model, not a curated record